AUAAAGUCAACAAAUUGCCAAGCCUCACUUCCUCAUCAAUUUCUUCCCUCCCUUAUGGCACAAUCUCACAAAGUUCAUCAAGUUUUUUCAAUAUCACCAAAAAAUGAAACCUCCCCAACUACUUUUCCCUUCACUUUCUUUGACACACUUUGGGUAAGAUUUCCACCGGUUGAACGUUUGUUCUUCUAUGAACACACCAAUUUAUCUACCAAUUUUUUCUUUGAUUCCAUUCUUCCAAAUCUCAAACAUUCCCUUGAGCUCACACUCAACCACUUCCUCCUUCUUGUUGGUAACAUCACAUGGCCACAAGAUUCACCACACCCUAUCAUCAACUAUGUCCCUAGUGAUUCCAUUCUAUUGAUUGUAGCUGAAUCAAAUGAAAAUUUCAACCUUUUAUGUUCAAAUCUUUGUGAAGUUGAAAAAAAACAACACUUGAUCCCAAGUUUGGAAAUUUCACAUGAAAAAGCAUCAAUUAUUUCACUACAAGUCACUUUUUUUCCUAACCAUGGAUUUUGUAUUGGUAUAACCACACACCAUGCAGCUGUUGAUGGAAAAUCUUCAACUUUGUUUAUGAAAGCUUGGUCUUAUUUUUGUUCCAACCUUGAAAAAAACACACCCUCUUUGUCAUUACCUCAAGAUCUAACACCUUUCUUUGAUAGGUCCAUUAUAAGAGACCCUAUAGGGAUAAAUGAGAUUUAUUCAAAAGGGUGGUUGAAUUUUGGUGGAGAAACAAAUAAUCGAAGCUUGAAGGUUUGGGAAACAAUUAAUACAAUAAAGGGUGAAGCAACCAAAGGUAUUUUUCAAUUGUCACCUUUGGAUAUUCAAAAGCUUAAGAAACAUGCACAAUCCAAGAUUGAAAAAAAUAACAAGGUUAUUAAGCUUUCAACUUUUUCAGUUACUUGUGCUUAUUUGUUGGCAUGUACGAUAAAAGUUGACCAACCAAAAUCCAACAAGGUACCUUUUAUUUUUAGUGUGGAUUGUAGGCCACGUUUGGAUCCACCAAUUAAUGCAAAUUAUUUUGGAAAUUGUGUUGUGUCAAAAUUAGUUUUGGGUGAAACCGAGGAAUUUUUAAAAGAUGAUGGAUUUAUUAGUGCUCUUGAAGGGAUAAGUGAUGUGUUGAAGGGUUUGGAAAAUGGUGUGUUGAAGGGUUUGGAGAAUUGGAUGUCAAUAAUGCAAUCUACAAUGAGUGAGACAGAUAGGAUGUUUUCUAUUGCCGGGUCACCUAGGUUUGAUGUUUAUAGUUUUGAUUUUGGAUGGGGUAAACCUAAGAAAGUUGAUGUUACUUCUAUUGAUAAAACAGGAGCUUUUUCUCUUUCGGAGAAUAGGAAUAAUGAUGGUGGAAUUGAGAUUGGUUUGGCUUUGAACAAACAACAAAUGGAGGUUUUUGCUCAACUUUUUGUUCAAGGACUUGAAUCAUUGUAAUUGUAUCAAGAAAAUGGAUUGUCUAUCAUAUAUUACUUUGCCUUUUAAAAAAACACAAUCGUACUGUUGUAGAUUUUAAUCUCUCGAUUUAGAUCAGACGAUUCACAUCUUGGAUUUAUAUUUUGAAUUGUUUUUAUAAGUUUGGAAAUUGAAAUUGUUGAGGACCUUUUGCUUUAAA
Medicago truncatula (barrel medic) is the source of this 1600-nucleotide messenger RNA. Its product is annotated as phenolic glucoside malonyltransferase 1. The coding region runs from base 55 to 1422 and encodes 455 amino acids. The transcript has a single exon. Lineage: Eukaryota; Viridiplantae; Streptophyta; Magnoliopsida; Fabales; Fabaceae. The record is from RefSeq and is a predicted model, not a curated record.